Daldinia caldariorum is the source of this 1384-nucleotide messenger RNA. Its product is annotated as Mov34-domain-containing protein. The transcript has 3 exons. Gene Ontology annotation, molecular function: proteasome binding; metallopeptidase activity; protein binding. The record is from RefSeq and is a predicted model, not a curated record. Lineage: Eukaryota; Fungi; Ascomycota; Sordariomycetes; Xylariales; Hypoxylaceae. Gene Ontology annotation, cellular component: proteasome regulatory particle, lid subcomplex. Gene Ontology annotation, biological process: protein deubiquitination; proteasome-mediated ubiquitin-dependent protein catabolic process. Bases 155 to 1165 code for a protein of 336 amino acids.
CACCUUUCAAAGAUUCGCCUCUUAAAUAAUUCAACCCAACCCAACAUAACAUUAAGUCGUCAAUCUAUAUUGAUUCUUACGAAAUAUUACCAACUCAUCAUCAGCCUAACCUACCACAAUCAAUUUACUUCCGCUAUAGCCUCAACCAACUAAAAUGGACCGGUUGAACAGGAUGCUCGCCGGUGCCAGCGGCAUGGGACUCGGUGCCGCCCCCGGAACAGAUAACCAGAACCUAAUCGACAACUCCGAGACCGUAUACAUUUCUUCCCUUGCGCUACUCAAGAUGUUACGACACGGACGAGCAGGUGUGCCUAUGGAAGUCAUGGGACUUAUGCUAGGAGAGUUCGUCGACGACUUCACAGUACGAGUGGUGGACGUCUUCGCCAUGCCUCAGAGCGGUACCGGUGUCAGUGUCGAAGCUGUCGACCCGGUAUUCCAGCAGAAGAUGAUGGACAUGUUGACGCAAACGGGACGACCUGAGUCGGUCGUUGGAUGGUACCACUCUCACCCCGGAUUUGGAUGCUGGCUUUCCACAGUCGAUAUCAACACCCAACAGAGCUUCGAACAGCUAACACCGAGAGCCGUCGCUGUCGUCAUCGACCCCAUACAGUCAGUCAAGGGAAAGGUCGUUAUCGAUGCUUUCCGUCUCAUCAACCCUCAAUCUCUGAUGCUCGGACAAGAACCGAGACAGAGCACUUCCAACCUGGGUCACCUCAAUAAGCCCUCUAUCCAAGCGCUUAUUCACGGACUCAACCGCCACUACUACUCCAUAGGCAUCAACUACCGCAAGACUGCGCUAGAGGAGAACAUGCUCAUGAAUCUACACAAGCACGUAUGGACUGAGGCGUUAGAGAUGGAGGACUUCAGACACGAGGACGAGCAGAACAAAGAACGUUUCAAGACGUUGGUGUCGCUCGCCGAGGGCUACGAGAAGAGAGUUAAGGAGGAGACGGAGUUAACUAAGGAGCAGCUUAAGACGCGCUACGUCGGCAAGCUGGAUCCCAAGAAGCAUCUGGAGGAUGUUGGACAGAAGCUGAUCGAGGACAACAUCGUUUCCGUGUCGAGGCAGAUGAUCGAUAAAGAGGCGACCAUGCCCAAAAAGGAUACGCCGGCUAACGGCCCGUCGAAGGGAGACCACAUGGAGGUCGAGGACGAGGAACUGUAGAUGUGCAUUUCUCGAGAAAAAAAAAUUAAUUUCCAACCUGAGGUUUUGAUCCUCGGUAUAAGUGUAUCAUAGGCGUUGGAAGGGCUAGCGGACCCGGUCUAGAGAGCCUGGAAAUGAACGGCUUACUUUACCGCUCGCUUUUGCAUACUAUGUGCUAGCGAGGUAUCACGAACAAGGGAAAUAUUAUCUCCCGUGCUAAUACCCAUCUUAGCUUUUUAC